UGCACUUCACGCAAGCGAAGCUACUGAACGGCUUGGCAGAUGGCGACGCACAACAGAAGACAGAGUGCAGUGUGAGAAAACAUAUGUUGGUGUUUCUGAAGGGGAACUUAACAAGAACUAGGGACACAGUUCAGAUUUUCGACUAUUUACAUUGGAGUACAUAACGAUAUUAUCGAUCUUUUUUUCGACUUGCAUAAGAUAAAUAAGCUUUAUGCGGAACAUGGCAAUAUCGACUGAUAACAUGUCUGCUAUGACGUACAGUGGUUGGGAUUUUUCAUUCACACGUACGGAUUCUAAACGGAUUUUGUAAACGGAAAUGUGUGCCCUGAAUUUACUAUUAUUUAAUUAUUAUGGAGUGACAAGCAGGCUGACAGAAGGGUUUAAUCGGAGUGCUGUUGGAAUAAUGUAACGAGGAAAGUUUUCCACUUUAAAAACCCCACGGAGGGGAUAUAUAUUUUUUAUUAGUUCCGUGGAUUUUUUUUUCUUUUGGAAGUGUCAACAUGUGAUAAUUGUUGUGGGUUGUGGAUCACGAUGGAGUCUCCGGGAACUUCGGGACCUAGUAACACUCUGCUGGUCCUUCAGCUUAAGUCCCUGGUGGCGUACAAGUCAAAUGAUGAGUACCUGUAUGCCAUGAAAGAGGACCUGGCAGAAUGGUUCAUGUGUCUGUACCAAAUGAAUAUCACUGUGGAUAAUUUUUUCGAGGUUUUGGAAACGGGUGUCAUUCUCUGUGAACAUGCCAACAAGGUGAAAGGGUAUGCAGACGAACAGAGACAGCUAGGAAGACUGGCUGUCAUUCAGUCCAAUUUCGUCCGUCGUUUGGAGAUUCCACAAUACGAGGUUCCAUAUCGAAAGGAGGUUAAGCCGCAGACGUUUCACGCGCGAGACAACAUCUCCAACUUCAUCACGUGGACCAAAGAUUUGGGUAUCCCGGAUGUAUUGUCGUUUGAAACUGACGACCUGGUGCUCAGGAAGAAUGAGAAGAGUGUUGUGUUGUGUCUGCUGGAGAUUGCUCGGAUCGGGGCCAAACUUGGCAUGUUGGCUCCGACCUUGGUACAGAUGGAGGAGGAGAUUGAUGCCGAGAUAGAAUCGGGGGAACCCCCACCCCAGAUAAUUACCUGCGACAUCAAAUCUCUGGAUGAAAUGGUGAAGUGGUUGGCCGGACGAUGUACCUGCCCUGUACAAUUCCCCAUCAUCAAGGUCGGGGAGGGAAAAUACAAAAUAGGGGAUUCUCAGACACUAGUUUUUGUGAGGAUAUUACGUAAGCAUGUGAUGAUCCGGGUGGGUGGCGGCUGGGACACACUAGAACAUUAUUUAGAUAAGCACGACCCCUGUCGCUGUGGAUUUUCUGGUCAUCGAAACACACCAGUUCCACAAUCUCAAAGACCCCAGGGAACCCCCACCCGCCGGGCGAGUACCCCCUCAUUGUCUCAGACCUUGCCAUUGAAGUCUCCCAGAAAAAUCUCAGUUGGUCCAGUGUCGCAUUCCAUUUCGGAAGCUUCUGAAAGGACUCAUUCGCCAGCACGCAUGCGUAGCGCGUCGCCUGGCCCUUCUCCAGGAAAGCUUAACACUCAAAGUGUCACUCAGAACUAUGGAACAAAACCUCCCGUCUCUCCGCUAUCUCCGACGGGAAAUGUAAAUAAUGUCAAUUUUAGUGGUCAGAGGACUAGUACAGUGAUCGCCAAUUCCAGAAGAAGCCAGUCUCCGGCCCCUGUUAGUCGCCUGCGAUCACCGUCACCCGUGUCAGGAAUCAAUAAGGCAUUGCAACCACGUGAGCAGACGACCAAAGUAUCGCGCCCAGCAUCCCCUACCAAACGAUGCCCGUCCCCGUCCCCCAGUGCACGGAGCGCUUCCCCGGCCCCCAAAAGAUGUACCUCACCGUCAUUUCAUGUUUCCAUGUCCCCGGCGCCAAGUAGGAAGAAUAGCCAGGCAACUCUCGUCUCCAAUUAUUCAAGAUCAAAAUCAAUUCCAAAUACUCCACGUGCAGAUCGUCGCCAGCUUCCUCAGCGCCCAAGCAUGGAUUCCGAGGGAAAUGACAGUGUAGGAACAGACGAUACCUCAGGCUCCAACUCCAUGCAGCCAUCUGUUGAUAUCAACCAAAUCAGUACAAUGACUUUGGAUGAGUUUAAAAACUUACUGAAUAGUGCGCUAUCAGUUCCAAAUGGAAAUGCCUCUGAAGGAAGUCUUGAAUCUCCAAGAUCACAGAGUAGCACUGAUAGUUCACGAAACAUAUCAUCAUAUAGUGGGAACAGAUCUGUGAAAAAGCCGCCAAUUAGUGAAAAACCAUCCAGGUAUAAGUAUACUGGAAAUGUUAGUCGCAGUUUGGAUACCAAGUCUUUCAAUGGACAGAAUGCAAGUAAUGGAUAUUUCGAAAUGGAGAAACCAAAACGGACAAUACUGGCCUCUUCUACUAUUUCUAGACCGAAAACACCAGUGUCUAGUUCUGUGUCAAGACCCAAAACUCCUGUAAGUUCAACUGUUCAAAGACCUAAAACACCGGUAAGUUCGGUUCAGAGACCCAAAACGCCAGUCAGUACAAGUAAUAUUCAAAGACCUAAAACUCCAGUCAGCACUGCUCAGCGACCUAAGACGCCACUAAGCAGUGUAUCUCGUCCAAAAACACCUGUUAGCACCGUCCAACCUACCCCUGUUCAAAAUGUCUCGAGACCAAAGACACCGACGUCUUCAUAUACAGUGUCUCGUCCAAAUCCUAAUACUACAAGAACAAUGCAAAGUAAUGUUUCCAACAGUCCAAAACCUCAUAAAAAACUUCACGAGUCCAAGUCGGAUUCUGUGCUUAGCGAACGAGAACGGCCUGUUCAGAAUGUGAAACCCAAUGUCAGUUAUUUGUGCAUUUCUUCAGAAGACACAGAAACUGAAGCUUCCUCUAGUUUCAAAGGAACUGAAACUUAUACUAUAUCUAGUGAUAAUGUCGAUUCAUUAUGUGAUUCCAAAGACGUUUCUUCAUCGAGAAUGACCCGCAGUAUUACUGACCCGGGACCUGAAAAGGAAAACACACCCGAAAAAGAGGGAACAAAAAGUCAAAGUAAUGACUCUCUCAUUGCAAGUUUUACUGCAUUACAAAAAUCUAUUCAGGAGCUUCGAAAUCGGGCACAACAAGCAUGUAUAGCUGUGGAAAAUAACAAAAAGGCAGAAACAAAGCCAACAGAAGUCAGUAAAACGGAAGAUACAACCAAAAAUUCAGCUUUAAGUACAAGCAAUCCAUCAAACGAAACAGUCACAAUAAAACGUCCAUCAACACCCAGUGGUAGACCAUCCACUCCAUCUUUGAUUCCAAGACCAAUGACACCGGUAGGAAGUGCUUCCAAAUCUUUAAGUUUGACGCAGACGAUUGAGCCAACACAACCAGAAACUGUUCGCCAAGAGAGACCACCUACUCCUAGGAAGGCAACGAUUCUUGCUAAAUCGCCUUCCGCCAACAAAGCUGCCGCAAACACUCAGAAAAAGAACACAUCUUACACUAGCAUGUAUAUGCAACGACGAUCAACAACGCCUGGUCCAAAUGAGUUUUCACAAAUAGAGAAAGAAGAGCGUACUGAAAUCCCUCGGUCCAAGACACCUGGGCCAGGAAACAAGCCUAGUACUGAGCAACCUAAGUCCUAUGUAAGUCCCAUACGAAGACUUACCCAAAACCAACAGCAAACACCAACUCUCACAGCCCGAGAAAUUCCAGAGUCUGAUUACAACAACCAAAGAGAGCGAAGAAGUGUAUCAGCUAGUCCAGCAACACCAAGAAGGUCCACUGCAACAGGCUCAAAAUCGAAAACUCCAGUUAAGCAAGACUCUACCGAGGAAACUAUUAUGGUGACUGUGAAUCGGGACAGUGGACGACAUAAAAUCAAUGUAAAAGACGGAGAAGAAACAAAAUACAGAACAACAAAAACAACCACUGGCCGAAUCAUAGCUCGUGCUACAACGCCAACUAACCAGCGAGCAUCUACUGAAAGCCUAGAUAGAUCUCGGAAUGUAAAACCUGCUGCAGAAACUCCUCGUUACCGUCCAAGACCUAGGAGUGUUGAUCCAGAGAACUGGAAUCGUAAAGCGAACAAAGAUGAGGAAGUUCUGCAAGUACAGAGGAAGGAAUCUGGUUCACAUGUUGUUAACAGAACGGAGGCAUGGGUAGAAUCGGCGGCAAAGACUAUGAAUAAAACAUCCACCAGAAACAAGAAUCCGGCUGGGAUUUUACGCAGAUCAAAAACUCCUAAUCCAUGUGAUUUUGACCAGUAUGAUAUGGAGUCGCGUCCACUUGAAGAAAUUAAAGCUGCCUUGACUCUUCCAGUUAACGGUCUUCGAGAUAUAUCAACCGAGGAACUAGAAGCGCCACCUGAGGAUCCUGAGAUGUAUGAAACCAUGGAGAAGCUUUUCCAAAAAAUGCGUGAAAGGGAGCUUAAGGCCUCUGUAAACGAGACUCCUGGGGGAGGUUUCAUGGGGGACAUUGAUGUUAACUGCAUGGAAAAUGAAGAUACUUUAGGUAGUGACGAAUUAUCGUUGGAUAGUAAUGAAAACAUUAAAAGAAGAGGAAACUCUCCUGCAGGAAAACCAAGCUCACACAGAUCUUCUGGAUCCAGUGCAAAAGGCUCUGUUCCGUCUACUCCCAGAUCUAAAACGCCGUCGUUUUCAUCAUCUAAAUCUCAACCAAUCAACAGACCUGUUUCAACUCCUCCUCGGCCAAGUACUCCAACUCGCUCAUCUGUAAAUUCCUCAAGGCGAUCUAGCAUGAAAUCUAGCAAUGGAUCGGUUCCGGAAUCUCCUAUCACUGCUGAUGUUGAUCAUGCUGUGGUAAUUGUAUCCAAAAUAAAAGAAAUCCUAAAAACAAAUCCACGCAAGGACAAUAUACAGGGACCAAAGUCAAGAAUUCCAGCCCCAAAGUCACUAAGUUCUAGUGGAAAAUCAAGAUCUUUUUCAAAUUUGUUCAAUAUGGGCACUCAAGAGACAUCAUUUAAAAAAGAAUCUAGCCCUGUGCACAACAAUAUUAAUGGUACUAUAAAUGGGGAAUAUUAUGACGAUGAAAUGGAUGAAAUUUCCGGAAUUACUGCCCGAGCUGAAUCUAAUGAUCAAACAGGAAACGUACGCAGUCAAUCCGGAACGAAGACUCCAGUUCCAAAACUAGCUACUCCUUUAACAACAGGCCGAACAGCUGUCCUUAACCGAGAGUUGAGCACGGAAAAGUCAAAUAAACUGGUUCGUGCAGUGUCCAUUUCAAGUUUGUCUAGCUCUUCAAAUACAUUGUCGUGCACUUAUGGAGAGGAGGAAGAAUUCGUGUAAAUCUCGUCUGCCUUUUUUCGCAUAAAAAUUUAUCUGUGAUAUUUUGGACGUUUCUGUGUGUCUUAUGCAAGGGUCCAUUUCUCUUUCGCCUUUUUAUCUAGGUUAGAAAUAUCCAUUACUUUAGCAUGGAGGGUCAUCAUGUUGCUUUUUGUUUUUUUGUCUGAAGGAAUGUUUUGGGAUUUGACAUGCAAUAUUGAUGAGAGAACUGACAGAAUAAUUAAUGGCCAUUUAUCUUGCGUUUUUUGUAUUUUAUUUAGUUAGCACAUUCCAGUAAUCAUUCCAUGACGUCAGACAAGACCAUCAUCCAAAGGCUCAAUAACUUUAUUUUGUCCCCACCCCUCUAAAGCUUUAUGUUGUGACCAAAUCUACACUCAACACAGUAUUUUAAGAAAUUCCAAAAUAAAUCCUUUUGUACUUUAAUGGCUUCGAAUGGUAAAAGGGCCUAUGUUUCAUGUGUGAUUUGUGCCAAAUACAUCCUAUAUUUUGUCCAAUCAGCAUUGUACUAAUUUGACAUUGACGCGUGAGAGAACAAACGUCACGAGCGCAUCUAGCUGUAGCACCGGAAGUCGUCCAUGUUGAAAAAAAAAUGUCUGUGAUCAUUGUGCUUAUUUAUGUCUUAUUUAUUUGAAAUUGGAAAUAUUAUAUAAUGCAAUAAAAACUCAGAAAAUUUAUAA
Molecule: messenger RNA, 5957 nt
Organism: Saccostrea cuccullata (small rock oyster)
Lineage: Eukaryota; Metazoa; Mollusca; Bivalvia; Ostreida; Ostreidae
Product: GAS2-like protein 2B
Exons: 6
Coding region: 532-5283 (1583 amino acids)
Biological process (GO): microtubule bundle formation; actin crosslink formation; regulation of microtubule polymerization or depolymerization
Cellular component (GO): actin filament; microtubule plus-end; stress fiber
Molecular function (GO): actin filament binding; cytoskeletal adaptor activity; microtubule binding
Source: RefSeq, a predicted model, not a curated record